Molecule: messenger RNA, 998 nt
Organism: Dendroctonus ponderosae (mountain pine beetle)
Lineage: Eukaryota; Metazoa; Arthropoda; Insecta; Coleoptera; Curculionidae
Exons: 3
Coding region: 76-486 (136 amino acids)
Source: RefSeq, a predicted model, not a curated record
ACCGAUAGGACCGAUUAACGUCCUCAUUGCUAUUCUGGGCAUUUCGUUGUGUUUGUUUCGUGCUGCUCAAUCAAAAUGAAAACUUUCAAUUUUGCAAUAAUUUUUUCGUGCUUUCUAUUCGUCGUUUCGGAUGGACGUGGACUAAAGUCCGAAGUAAAGCCUUCACUUGGCAGUGUAGCUGCUCAGGAAAGUGAUAAAUUAGAAUUUCCGAAGAAGCCGGUACUUGCCACUUCAUUGGUUAGCGAUGAUUCGAGGCAAAUCAACUCUACCAGUCAUAGCGAAGCAGGAUACACGUUGGUCUCCAUCGCUUUCGUAAAAGAUAACCCCUGUGCAGAAUACGCACACAAGAAAUCCCGAAGGGGCUGUAGCAGUCAGACCGAUGAAGCGAUGGAGUCCAUACUUGAGGGAAUACCAGGCAAGAACCAGCCUACCCUGAAUGGAAAGAAUUCAGGAGAAAUUGAUCAGAAUCUAUCUUGGACAAGUUAAUUAACAACAAAUACAGUUUGAACAGCAAAAAUGCAAACAGCUGCAUUUGUGUCGACUUAUCACCGAUUGUGUCCUGCUUAGGCUGUUUAGACAAUGUUUGAAAAGAUUAUUUAAAUAUCAACUUGGAGACAUUGCUGCAUCUGCCAAUUGCGAAGAAUAUUUAUAAAUUAAUGACAAUUUUACAUACAGUCAAUUAAUUACUUUGUUUCCGGACCAAUUAUCUAAAGUUCAUUUCUAUGUAGGUUUUGCUCUUGAGGUCCAAAGGAAUGUGUCUUCUGAUACCCAGGGUUUAUAUCAUUUGGUUUUACAUAUUUUAUACAUGUUCCAAUGGUUGGUUAUUAUUUGUACUUACUUUGUUUAAUCGCUUUGAUUCUUUUGCAAGGCUAGAUCGUUUAGGACUUUUAAUUAAUUAGUGCCCGGGCAUGUAGAGGAUUGAAUGGGAAAUAACUGUGACUGCAACUGUGCAAACUCUGAACACGUUUUCACUGUCAAAAUAAAACGCAUGAAAGUAA